This is a messenger RNA of Belonocnema kinseyi, 1469 nucleotides long. RefSeq lists its product as uncharacterized. The record is from RefSeq and is a predicted model, not a curated record. The transcript is spliced from 5 exons. Lineage: Eukaryota; Metazoa; Arthropoda; Insecta; Hymenoptera; Cynipidae. The coding region runs from base 129 to 1469 and encodes 446 amino acids.
ACGUGGCAAUUGCAUAGAUUUUUAGUUCAUUAUAAUUUAGUCCAAGUAUUCCCUGCAAUGAAGAAGUGUUUUCUGUGGGGGAAAAGGGAUGGUGGCGUCACGGAGUUUGAUGACGAAUCUUUUACAAAAUGCUACCAAAUUUUGGCUUUCCGUCGUCACAAAACCACGCACAUGGAGAAGUAGAAUUGUGCCGUGAAAAUCUAAAUGCAAUCGGCAAACAUCCGCAAUGCUGCAGGAAAAUAAUUGUUCUGAAAAGGAAAUUUCGAGAUGAAUUCGUCAAGUUUCGAGAAAAGAUACAGAAUGAUGAUAACGCUAAAAAGAGAAAUGCUAUGCCUGAAAUGCAAAGCACUAAUAAUCCAGGAAGUGAAUUAAAUAACCAGAAAGAAAAAUGUCGUGUACCUCUUUCUGAAUCUGUAGGUGUUGGUGAUUGUUGCGGCUCUAUUCAGAAGGAUUCAAACACAACCUCCACUUCUAAACGACCGAUUAUUGAAGCAGAGACUUCUUCGACGUCACAUGAAGUAAAACCGUCGUUAAUGCAACAGUCAUCGUUAUUACAGGAAAAGGCAUCGGCGGUUUCUUCGAGUAAGUCAAGACGAGAAACAUGCGUCAUAUGCAACACUGUUCGAAAGAACGUCGGUAACCAAAAGGCAUGUGCUUCCGUUACAAAGUGUGUUGAAAGUAUUCAAAAAUUAAGACAAGCGGCCACUACUUUAAAUGACACGGCGUUACUGUCGAAACUAGAAAAUAGUGUCAAAGUUCCUUAUCACCCAACGUGUCUUUUGAUAUAUAAAAGAAAAAGUAUUAAAAUUGCGAAUGAACAACCUGGAAGUGGGCCUUGGCACAGUAGUCGACAACUACACAAAGAAGCUUUCGAUUCACUAUCCGUUACAAUACGACGAGAAAUAAUUGAAAACGGAAAAGUCCUCUACUUGUCAGAAUUGUUCGAAUGGUACAGGGCCCUGUUACAAGAGUUUCAGGGGAAGAAGUUGCCUAAUGAAAACUUGUCAUUGGGCGAUGUUCCUAAAGGCGAAUGUAACAUUCCAAAGGAGUUAUUGUCUUUCGUUAGCAAGAUUGUACAAGGUCCAGAUAGUCGUCGGCAAGAUUCUGAGGAUGAUCUUCCGAAGUUGAUGUUAUUAUGUUUCAACUCUCAAACAUUCAUUGACGACAGUCAACGUCAAGUUGUAUAUUAUCUACCACCAUUAAAUUCGUCACCUACGUCAAACGCAAUGGUUCACGAAACAAUGGACCGCGCUAAAGAUAUUGCAGCACAGUGUAAUCAGGAGGUAAUCAUUGUCACCUACGAUUUAGGGGUUGCAAAAAUCGCGAUGCAGAUUCAAAAGGCUGCAGUUCUUGCAUUUUAUUGCCUUUUUAUAAACCUAGGAAGUUUGAACCAUUUCUUAGCUUACUUCAAGGCUCUCGGGAAAUUCAUCGAAUCGGCAGGUUUGAUUGAAGUUGUGGUCCAGGCAUAG